Diachasmimorpha longicaudata is the source of this 2876-nucleotide messenger RNA. RefSeq names its product protein trapped in endoderm-1 (gene Tre1). The transcript has 3 exons. Gene Ontology annotation, molecular function: G protein-coupled receptor activity. Lineage: Eukaryota; Metazoa; Arthropoda; Insecta; Hymenoptera; Braconidae. The record is from RefSeq and is a predicted model, not a curated record. Gene Ontology annotation, biological process: G protein-coupled receptor signaling pathway. The coding region runs from base 1120 to 2124 and encodes 334 amino acids. Gene Ontology annotation, cellular component: membrane.
GAUGGACUACACAUCUUUCGCGCACCCAAAACUACAGAAAAAUUGCGGGAAAAAUUAACAGAAAAUAAGUACUUCAGUACUUCACUCCAAUUGUGCUUCAAAUACCAAAUUUUUUCAAAAUUGUUGUGCAAAUGAAUUCAAUUUUACUUUAGUUUUUAGAGAACUAAAGGUUUUCUCUGAUUUUUAGCAAAGUUUCACUGAAACGUAAUAUUUUUGUAUCGAAAAAUCCGAAACUUCUUUUCUCUGCGAACAUUCCCAAUAAAAACUAAAAAUAAACUCCGAUAACAAAAAUAAACCAACGAUUCAAUCACUAUUUCAACCCUAAACAAGUCAAAAAUCUCAAUAAAUACUAACACCUCUUCCAUGACAUUUCGACUCAAGAAAUAACAAAUAAGAAAAGCUUUCAACCCAUCAAAUAAACGUUCAUAAAAAUUCGGUGAACGGAAGUGGUUUUCCACCAACGCAUUUAGUUUACCAGAGGCCGGAGACCCUUGAAAAAGGGUUCUCACUGAAAAAAAUAAAUAAAAGCCCCUCCCAUGUGGUUGAAACGAGCGAGAUCAUGCGACACCGAGUGAGAAACGUGAACAGUUAAUUCGAGUGGUGGAAGAUAAGAAGUCUUCAGUGCGUAUCGGCAAAAGAAGAGAGAAAAGCGAAGGAGCCAGACGUGCAUAAGAAAGCACCGAAGGCAGAACAGUUUCAUCGGGUGUAGCAUUACCGAUGUGUCAGUCAAAUUGUGAAUAACAAUCGCCACCAAUCUAUGCAGUCUCAAUUGAAAUAUCAAUAAACGACAGUUAAUUAUUGACAGGAAUUGCUUCGCAAAUAUUAUUCGCCGAUAGAAUUUGGUGUUGUGAUUUUCGAGCACGUUUUUCGAUAUUAGAAUUGAAUUUCUAUUUUUAGUUCGAUGAGAAUUUAUAAAUCAAAGUGCGUCUGACGUACGUCCUUAUCGAUUCUCAAUAAAGAGGGAAGAGUGAAAUUGUGAGAAGGAACGUGCAAUUUUUUGCAUGUUGAGUGAAUCAUUCGGCCAACACGUGUUGGAGAAGACGGUUGAGAUUGCCAAGUGAUACAGGGUGUUGGAUGAAUGGUUGGUGAGGCACAUCGAGGGAUUAUUGAGAAGGUUCGAUGAUGAAUGGCACGGAUGUGGCGAUUAUACAGGAGGGAGGAUUGGAGGGACACUUUUCAAGACCUCUCACCAUCAUCGCCGCUGCCUGUGCGAUUCUCUUCAGCAUCGUUGGGGUUUUCGGAAACUUGGUGACUGUAAUAGCACUUUUGAAAUUUACUCGUUUACGUCGUAACGCAACGACAGCAUUCGUCAUAAGUCUCAGUAUCUCAGACCUGAUCUUUGCAGCUGUUAAUCUACCUCUGACAGCAAGCAGAUACUUGCACGAGGCAUGGAUACUGGGUGAUACAUUAUGCCAGAUAUUUCCGGUGUUUUUCUACGGAAAUGUGGCGGUCUCAUUGCUGAGUAUGGUAGCGAUAACAUUGAAUAGAUACGUCCUGAUAUCAAAGCCUGAGAUCUACCCAAGAAUCUACACAACACGCGGAAUAACAUUGAUGCUGAUAGCAAUAUGGGGAUUAAGUUUUUCAUUAUUAUUACCACCACUCACCGGUAUCUGGGGCAGAUUAGGACACGAUCAGCAGACAUUCUCCUGCACUAUUCUGAAGAAAAAUGGCAAAAGUCCUAAGAAGAUGCUCUUCAUGAUCGGCUUCAUCGUUCCUUGCGUCGUGAUAAUAGUCUCGUAUCUCUGCAUCUACUGGAAGGUCAGGGAGAGCCGGAAGAAGCUCGAGGCACAUGCAGGAUCCAAAAGGAACACUGGAUUCCAAAAGAGGGAAGACUCCAGGGUCACGAGACUCAUGCUCAUAAUAUUUCUCUGCUUUCUUCUAUGUUUUUUCCCACUUAUGCUCGUCAAUGUCAUCGAGUUCAAGGCACCAGUUGUCCAUGUAAUUGGGUCGAUUCUUGCAUGGGCUUCGUCAGUCAUUAAUCCAUUCAUUUAUGCCGGCACUAAUAAGCUGUACAGGGAGGCUUACAGGCAACUUCUGUGUCCGAUAACCAGUAUGACUAAUGUCCCUGGGGUCAGACCAACAUGCUCACACUCAAGCAAAGCGUCAGCUCCACAGAUCAAGUGAAUUAGAAUUUUUUGUGUCGAAGUUAUUAAGGCUCAUCUUGUUAAAUCCGUCGAGUUCUUAAUUGAUGAACGUUCUUAUUUUUUUAUGACGGAAUCUCUUGUAGUUUCGUGAAUCAUUAGCUGCUGUGAAUUCAGGUUGGGGAUCGAAGCUCCAGGACCUAAUGGUGGGAUGAGGAACAGUGUAAAUAGUGGAUGUACAUACAGGGAUAAAUGUGCUUGAAUUGAGAAUUCUUUGAUUUGGGAAUUAUGGCAUUGGAUUGUGGAUUUUGAUAUUGUUAAAGCAGGUUUCUUUGACUGGUUGGAUAAGGACUGAUGAGUUUGAGAAUAAAUUGCUGAGUCCAAGAAUCGCUUUUUGCUCGGAGAAUAAAUAUUUUGCAUAAUGAAUAGUCUUACUUCAAGAAUAACGCAUUCUGAAUUCAAGACUUGAUAUUAUUAAUAAUUCAUAUAACUGUCCAUAACUCGAGAUUGAAGAUUGUUGACUGAAGAAUAAAAUUUCCCGUACUCCAUAUUUAACAGAUUCCACGAAUUAAGACUCUGAUUCAAUUGAUAUUGAUAGUGUAUAACAAUCUUCAUUGAAGGAUAACGCUGAAUUCAAGAAAUCUCAUUAUUGCAUGGAUGAUAUCAAAAUAAAAAUGAUUUUGAAAUCUGGAGAACGCAUCCUGAAACAUACAUGAUUAACUCCAAACUGAGAAUUCUUAUAUUCACAACUAAAAAAGUAUUAAGUCCUUAAUACAAAAAUACACUUCCUCGUGU